Panicum virgatum (switchgrass) is the source of this 2958-nucleotide messenger RNA. RefSeq names its product probable ethylene response sensor 2. The transcript has 6 exons. Gene Ontology annotation, biological process: signal transduction; phosphorylation. Gene Ontology annotation, molecular function: ethylene binding; protein binding; ethylene receptor activity. Gene Ontology annotation, cellular component: endoplasmic reticulum. Bases 583 to 2391 code for a protein of 602 amino acids. The record is from RefSeq and is a predicted model, not a curated record. Lineage: Eukaryota; Viridiplantae; Streptophyta; Magnoliopsida; Poales; Poaceae.
GUUGUUCCCUCUUGCUUGCAUCUCUCAGCUACGGUAUCUUAUUCUUCAUCAUAAACAAAGGAGAGCAGCGCAAUUAGCACUCCCCGUUCUUCCAAUUAGCGGCGGGGUUUCGUCUGGGCUUUUCACAUCCAACCAUCACCAAAAGACGCCUUUCCCUUUCUUUGUGCUCACUUGUAGGCUCGUAGCCGCGACGCGUUCGCAUCUUCUUCGUCCUCCGCUGUUCGACGCCGAUCCAACCCCCAGUUCCCAUCCUCCCUCCUAAGCGCAACUGCUGCUAGUCAACACCCUGAGUCUUCCCUCGAUUUGCGGCGAAAGCCCGCGUUUUUUUUUCUUUGGUUUAGUUUUGGAGCCGCGAGGUUCUUGAUUCCGCUGCUGGUUUUGGUGCACUUGUCUCACGAUUGGUGGACUAAAGCUGCCGCCUUUCUUGCAUUUUGCGCUGUUCUUGGAGCGAUUCCUGCCUGUCCUGCUCGAGCUCAGCUUGGGCUGUUGCAACGCGUCGUCCUCGGGCAUUACAGGUUGGCUUUUGGUGGUUUCUUGUUUCAAGAACUAAAGCUUCUUGAUUACUGUUCUAGUUCAUUGCAGAUGGAUGGUUGUGAUUGCAUUGAGCCACUUUGGCAGGCUGAUGAUCUCCUAAUGAAGUAUCAGUACAUAUCUGACUUCUUCAUCGCACUUGCGUACUUCUCAAUCCCUUUGGAGCUCAUAUACUUUGUUCAGAAGUCUGCUUUCUUCCCGUACCGAUGGGUGCUCAUACAGUUUGGUGCUUUCAUCGUUCUCUGUGGGGCAACCCACUUGAUAAACAUGUGGACUUUCACCACGUAUACCAAGACUAUAGCUGUGGUAUUAACCGUGGCAAAAGUAGCGACAGCAAUUGUAUCAUGCAUAACAGCUUUGAUGCUAGUUCAUAUCAUUCCUGAUUUGUUGAGUGUCAAAUUGAGGGAGCGGUUCCUAAAGGCUAAAGCUGAGGAGCUUGAUAGGGAGAUGGGGAAAAUAAAAACAAAAGAGGAGAUGGGAAGACAUGUGCACAUGCUCACACACGAGAUAAGAAGUACACUUGACAGGCACACUAUUCUGAGAACUACACUUGUUGAAAUGGGAAGAACUCUUGGUUUAGCAGAAUGUGCCUUGUGGAUGCCAUCCCGCUCUGGAACAAGUCUUCAGCUCUCACAUACGCUCCAUAACAAUGCUCCGCUUGGAUCAGUUGUUCCUAUUAAUCUUCCUAUUGUUACCAAAAUUUUUAAUAGUAAUCGCGCCGAGAGAAUUUCACAUAAUUCCCCAUUGGCUUCAAUAAAGACUCGGUCAAGCAGGUAUGUGCCACCAGAGGUCGUUGGUGUCCGUGUUCCACUGCUGCAGCUUACAAAUUUCCAAAUAAAUGAUUGGCCUGAGCUAUCUACAAAAGCCUUUGCAGUGAUGGUAUUGAUGCUUCCUCCAGACAGUGCACGAAAAUGGCGUCCACAGGAACUGGAGCUGGUUGAAGUCGUUGCUGACCAGGUGGCGGUUGCACUAUCCCAUGCUGCCAUUUUGGAAGAGUCCAUGCGAGCCCGUGAUCUGCUAAUGGAGCAGAAUAUUGCUCUGAAUGCAGCACGUCGAGAGGCAGAAAUGGCUAUUUGUGCUCGGAAUGAUUUUCUUGCAGUCAUGAAUCAUGAAAUGCGGACUCCUAUGCGAGCAAUAAUUUCUUUGUCAUCCCUCCUCUUAGAAACAAAACUUACUGCAGAACAGCGCCUGAUGAUUGAGACUAUACUAAAAAGUAGCAAUCUUCUAGAAACUCUUUCAAAUGAUGUGUUGGAUAUCUCCAAGCUUGGGGAUGGAAGUCUUGAGCUGGAAAUUGCACCUUUCAAUCUGCAUGCCACCUUUACAGAUGUGGUUGAUUUAAUUAAGCCAGUAGCAGCCUUCAAAAGAUUAUCGGUAAUGGUUCACUUGGCUCCGGAGUUGCCUACCUACGCAGUUGGUGACCAAAAGAGGUUGAUGCAAACAAUACUAAAUGUUGCUGGGAACUCUGUUAAGUUUACAAAGGAGGGUCACAUUUCAAUUACAGCUUCUAUCGCAAGGCCAGAUUCUUUGAGGGACCCAUAUGCUCCCGACUUCCAUCCAGUUCUAUCCGAUGGGUCCUUUUACUUGGCUGUGCAGGUAAAAGACACCGGAUGUGGAAUUAGCCCACAAGAUAUGCCUCACACCUUCACAAAAUUUGCACACCCACAAAAUGCUACAAUCAAAUCACACGGUGGCAAUGGAUUGGGGCUGGCCCUUUCCAGAAGAUUUGUCGCUCUUAUGCAAGGGAACAUCUGGCUUGAAAGUGAAGGUGCAGGAAAGGGCUGUACCACAACUUUCUUUGUGAAGCUAGGCCUAUCUGAUAAACCAAAUGCAAAUCUCCGAAGAAUUGCACCUCCUGUCUAGCCAAGACAAGUAACUGCAAGUCCAGAUACAUCAUCGGUAGCCAACAACGACAUGGCAACUCUUCCGCUUUGUUACCAGUCAAUGGUAUGACACGAAUCUAUGGAGGAAACCUCAUCCAACGGGAGGCAGGCCAGAAGCCCGAUUUUGUGAUCAUGAUUCAUAGUUGCAUUUGCAGUGUCGGUGUACGGAUGGCAUGGUAGACAUUGUUCGCCCUUUUGCGUAGCUAUCCUGCUCUUGCCAAGGCUGCUGCUUCUGCACUACCACAGCUGCAGGCGCGAUCAUGCGAGUCCGAAAUUUUGGGCAAGGAGCGCAGUGUUAUGUAAGUUGUGACAUGAGUGUAACAUCCCGGAUUUUUCCGGAAUGUUAUAAAGUCAAAAAAAUGUGAAUUUCAAAAAAAAUUCGUGGCAAUGCUGUAGUUACCAACUUAAGUAGGAUUUCUGCCUCCCCAAAAUCCUAGCAAUUAAAAUUUUUGUAUAGAAUUAAGGAUAUUAAUUGCUAGAGUGGGAAUAUUUGGAGUUACUGGAUUUAUUUGGCUCUGCCUUGUUUAAUUCAAAUUCGAAUUGGAUU